AUGCCAAGGGAGCCAGCGUCUCAGGAUCUCUUUUUUGAAAUUCUUCGUCGUAAAACUCACAUUUUUUGUGAUGCCAAAGAAAACGCAACUGUGAUGGAAUUGAAGAGAAUUGUUGAAGGUAUUUUAAAGCUACCGGUCGGAAAACAAAUUUUGAAGAAGCAGAAUGACGAGGGAUAUUGGUUGCCGCUUAGCGAUGAGCAGACUCUUUCGGACUGUGGAUUCAGCUCGCUGAAUGCACGUGCUCAAGCACCGGCUUCGAUUGCGCUUGUGGUCGUGAACGGUUAG
Gongylonema pulchrum is the source of this 285-nucleotide messenger RNA. Lineage: Eukaryota; Metazoa; Nematoda; Chromadorea; Rhabditida; Gongylonematidae. The record is from the annotation of a GenBank genome assembly.